Dujonia railenensis is the source of this 1530-nucleotide messenger RNA. The record is from the annotation of a GenBank genome assembly. NCBI's taxonomy places the organism in Eukaryota, Fungi, Ascomycota, Pichiomycetes, Serinales, Debaryomycetaceae.
AUGUCUGGAAGAACACCAGAAUCGAACCCAGCAGGUUCUCCUCUGGGUGUAACUGGGGACAAGAAUGAUAACAGUGAAGUGAGAGCUAAUUUCUCUUCCCUGCAAUCAUCAGCAAUUAACUUGCCUUUGGAGCCCAACAGCAAUAGCUCACCUCAAACGUCACCCUUACUUUCAUCAACGCCCCCAACGGUGGCCAAAAGCCUCAUCAAGGCAUAUCCUUAUCUUUUAAUCGUCAACAAACUCUUACUGAUAUUCACUUGGACAAAUGAUGAUUACUACUUGAACUUGAUAGUACUUUGCUUGUACAAUUUCACAGUGUUGUAUUUUGAGACCUUGGUAACAUGGGUUGGGCAUUUGAUUAUUGUCGCAAUCAUUACCUUGUACGCGGUAUUAAAUCAAAAGAUUGUUGAAGAGACAAACCUUCACCCUACACUUGAUGAUGUGGUUCAAGCAUUGACCACAACUUGCAUUAAGGCAGAUAUGCUUCUUCAGCCAAUUACUUCACUUUCGUUGAAUGCUUAUGAUAUCAAAAGACUAUUAUUCACUACAGUUUUCUUGACUCCAGUUUAUUUAAUCGUUUCAUUUUUCGUUAUCCCUCCAAGAAUUAUCCUAUUGGUUAUUGGAAUUUACAUCUUAACUUAUCAUUCUGCCUAUCUGAGAGUUACUAGAAAAAUGUUGUGGAAAAUUAAAUUUGUUAGAUUGCUUUGCUUCUAUUUGACUGGGUUAGAUUUCCUGACAGCAAGGAAUCACGGAUUAUUUGCAGCAGCUUUGGCAAAAGUUAAGGCAAGCAACUUGCAGACUGCUACUUCUAGUAAUGGUUUAGCUGGAACCGAUGGUAAGCCAGUUAGGUUCACUUACGCUAUUUAUGAAAAUCAACGUAGAUGGCUAGGAAUUGGUUGGACUUCAAACCUUCUUUCCUAUGAAAGAACACCAUGGACUGAUGAAUUUUUGAAUGAAUCGUCAUCCAUUGAAUCUUUUACUCUCCCUAAUGCCGAAGACUCUAACUAUUCAUUCGGAUCCCAGCAAUCACUGCAACUUGUCACCAAUGGUGCAUCUUGGAGAUGGGUUGACAAGACUUGGAGACUUGACUUAACUAAUGAUGGAGCUAUCACAUUGCCAAAUAAUAAGCGUUCUAAGACUACUGCUAAUCCUGCUACUGACGACGGAUACAUUUACUACGAUAAUGUUUGGAAGAAGCCAACCACAGAAGACUCUUUUGGAAAAUACACUAGAAGAAGACGUUGGAUAAGAACUGCCGAAUUAGUAUUUGAUCUGGCCGUGAAUUCUCCAACUGUUGAAGUUUUCCCUUCAUCGACCUCCGAAAUUUCAAGUCCUGGUGAGAAUACUAGCCCUGCCGUAACUACUGGUGCUUCAUCUGCAGCUAGCCAAAAUUCGAGCAAGAGUACGAAGAGAAAAAGUUUAAGAUUUGUUGAAGAAGCUGAUGAAGAAGAUGAUGAUGCAAUUGCAGUAUCGAAACUGAACACCUCUAGUAAGAAAGAUGGAAUAUCGCCAACCACUUCAUCUAAUUAA